Molecule: messenger RNA, 2269 nt
Organism: Nomia melanderi (Alkali bee)
Lineage: Eukaryota; Metazoa; Arthropoda; Insecta; Hymenoptera; Halictidae
Product: sodium/potassium/calcium exchanger 4
Biological process (GO): intracellular calcium ion homeostasis; calcium ion transmembrane transport
Cellular component (GO): plasma membrane
Molecular function (GO): calcium channel activity; calcium, potassium:sodium antiporter activity
Source: RefSeq, a predicted model, not a curated record
ACGGUGCGUGACACCGUACAACCGACUAUCGAAAUUUCUUUUCGACUUUUUCGAAUUAAACUGCCAAUUAUGACGCGAAAACACACGCGUGCAAUUGGCUACAGAAUAAUCUGUACGAUCGCCAUACCAUUAUUGUAUUUAGUCUUUAUUAAUAUGGUAGCAAUAAUUCGUCUAAAACCUUUGGAAAGUGCCAAUAAUCCGACAGAUAUGCGUUUUCGCAAACUCUUGCAAUUCGAGUCGACUACUAUGGAACCAGGGGGAACAGAGCAAACUGAUAAUUGCACUCCCCCGGCGAUCAAAGAAUUUCCAUCCGACGGUCUCACCCGGCAGCAAAGACAAUCCGGAUUUAUAACGAUACACUUCGUACUAGCUAUUUACAUGUUUCUAUUGCUGGCCAUUGUCUGCGACGAUUUCUUUGUCCCUUCGAUGAAAAAGAUUUGCGACAAAAUGAAUCUAACGGAGGAUGUCGCAGGAGCGACGAUAAUGGCUGCAGCCAGUUCUAGUCCAGAAUUAUUCGUCAACAUUGUAGGCACUUUCGUCACGGAAGGGGAUUUGGGCGUCGGCACGAUCGUCGGUUCCGCCGUUUUUAAUAUACUAGCAGUGCCCGCCUGUUGCGGUAUAUUCGCAAACCAAGUCUUGAAGUUGGAUUGGUGGCCCGUAACGCGAGAUUCCCUUGCAUACGCAAUUACAGUUUUACUAUUGGUAUUGACGCUGAGGGACGGCCGUAUCGAAUGGUACGAGGCACUGAUUCUUGUUCUCCUCUACGUUCUAUACAUUUUAGCGAUGUGCUUCAAUGGCCCUAUCAGCAACUUUCUUCGUCGCGCGACAAACGCCAGAAAGAAGUACAGAAAUCUUACCGAGGAAAGUCCCCUAAUCUCGAACGACUAUCCAGUUGUCAAAGGCACCGACAUGGGCUUAUUAGAAUCGGGAGAAGCGGAAGAGUCAAUCGAUAUCGUCAAUAUGACAAGUUGGCCGAACGCAACAUGCGAAAGAAUGUGGUGGCUGAUUACGUGGCCAAUUAAUUUCGUACUGCUCGUCACGAUUCCCGAUUGCAGAAGGAACAGCUUGAAGUCUUGGUACCCGGUUACAUUUAUCAUGUGUAUAGUAUGGAUCGCGACAACAUCGUACGUAGUCGGAUGGGUGAUCACCGUAAUCGGCGAUACAUUUAGGAUCCCCGACUCUAUAAUGGGAUUGACCUUUCUUGCGGCAGGAAUGAGCGUGCCAGAGGCUGUGUCGAGCGUUAUCGUCGCGAAUCAAGGUCACGGAGACAUGGGCAUAAGCAAUUCGAUAGGUUCGAACGUGUUCGACGUUUUACUCUGUCUCGGAUUGCCUUGGUUUCUAAAAGCCACGUUCUUUCCCAAGGUUCCCCAUCAACACUAUGUACAAAUCAAUUCGCAAGGCUUUGUUUACAGCUCGAUAUCAUUAUUCUCCACUCUUAUCAUCUUUUAUCUGUCCCUCCUAAUUGGUAAAUUCAAAUUGACACGGACCGUCGGAAUCGCUUGUCUCGUAACGUACGCCAUUUUCCUGGUAUUUGCUUCUUUUCUAGAACUCAAUACGUUCUUUGUAGUUAAUUUGCCAAUAUGCGUCGACUGAUACUUUCCGAUUCGUACACCUCCAUCUACGGUGCGUAGCUCGAGAGAUGGUCAGAACCUUACGAAUGUUUCUUCGCUCCGACCAUUUAAAUUCGUACUUGUUCCGAUUGCCUUCUCUCGAGCCGUGCACCGUGUAUCUCUAUCGUCCGUUGUAUGAAAGAAGACUCACGGGACGGCACACUGUGCGCGUUUCGACGAAUCGCACACUGCACCCGAAACACACUAAAUCGUUCCAGGGGUCUUCUUUCGAACAGUGCCCGAUACAUGUACACGUAUUAUAUUAUACACGUAGACUCUUCCGUACUUUGGGCGAUACACCUCGGUUCAAUCGUACAGAAAACGCUAUAUUUAUGUGGUCCGAUUUCCCUGCCUCCCUUUGUCACUUAUUUCCAAAUACACGAAUCAUUACAUCGAAUCGUUGACGCGCUGACAGCAUAAACGUCGGCUACAGCUCCGUGCUCGCAUGCAAUCAUAUUGAAACUUUGAACUGAUUUCCCUAAAUUCUCCAUGUAAAUACAUACGAUGUGUGUGUUUGUGUGUAUUAGACGUUUAACGAAUUUCUAAUAAAUCAUUCGCAUUCGAAAGUGGUACUUUCACUGAAAUGUGUGUUUUGUCGUUCUGUCGUUCUGUCGUUCUGUCGUUCUGUCGUUUUGUCGUGUCAUCGUUGGAUCAAAUGA